Molecule: messenger RNA, 1907 nt
Organism: Rhodofomes roseus
Lineage: Eukaryota; Fungi; Basidiomycota; Agaricomycetes; Polyporales; Fomitopsidaceae
Exons: 5
Coding region: 283-1677 (464 amino acids)
Source: RefSeq, a predicted model, not a curated record
ACUGGUCACAUCCGCAGUUCCGAAUCUGGGUCGUCAAAGCGUGGCGCAAGGCCUGAAGGUUAUAUUAUUAGUCUCGUGGCCCUUUUGUAAUCCGGGAUUUGUGGCGUCGCUUGCCCACGUCCUCCGCUUUAAUUGUGACCGGUGAGUACUCUGGUGGGGGGUUGUUUUAUAAUCCCUGCGGCCACCAGGCCACCAUGCGAUAUAUAAAGCCGAACCACUUGCUGCUUUGCAUAUUCGCCCCAUUCGACAUCUACUUGCUGACCGGCUUCAGAUCUACCGAAGAUGGACAGGUUCACUUGCACUUGCACUCCGGCCAUAAGAAUCGCAGAGACCGGACGGUACAUCCUUCCUCAGCAUCACGCCAUUGCGUCCGAACAGCUGGCCGCAAGUUUGCCUGUCGGUGUAUAUCCGCCGGUACGCUUCGGACGGGAUGGUGUCUCCAUCAACGCGAUUAUGCUCGCGGACGAUGACAUGGCUGCGCUGGCCGAUCUCAUACCUGACGGUUCGAAGAAGCCACUAGGUGGCUAUUACGUCGGGGACAUGAACACGAUGGAGCUCAAGGUACAUUGGCCUGGUCAUUAUGAUCGUCGAACGCAAGUUGCGGAGACGCUACCGCUUUGCGCACUGGCACGCGUGGCGGGAGUGACGAAACCAGUACCGUAUACUAAAGCCCAAAUUGCGGCAAAUGUAGCCAAGGUCGUGGUGACAGCAAUGACGCAUUGCCUCCACCACCGCCCUCACGGGCAUGGCUGCUGGUCGGUGAGCGCAGACCAGACACGCGGUCUGACCUGGAGCUCCGUGUACCUUGUGGCCAUCCACCACCGCGGCGGUGAUACCUACCAACCUGAACUCCAUGUUGCUUUGUCCCUGCGUCCUCCUCUCUUCCCGGAACCCAACGUGCGUGCGAUUCAAGGGGCGCCGACGGCGUGCUCUUGUGCUCGGGCACUCAAGGACGAAGAGUCGGGGAUGUACGUCCUUCCUCAGCGCCCCGCCACUAUGAAGCGGUUCAUGGGCGAGACAUGGCCCGCAGGCACUUUUCCCUCGAUCUUCUUUGGACAGAGCGGACCUCUCUCCAUCGAGACGCUCACUAGAUACUCUGCGGAUCAAUUGAAGAGGGUACUGCCGAACAGUCUGGAUAAGCCGUUCGAGGACUGCUAUAAAGACUGGAAGUUGACCAGGAUCAAGGUCAAAGUUCAUUGGCCUGAUCACGACGACAAAGAGACACAUGUCUCGCAUGAUGUACCACUGGCAGACCACGACGGCAGUCAUCAUAUCAACACCAUUCAGCUGGCCAUGGAGGUCGCUUCCACCGUACGUGCUGCCAUUCAUAACUGCAACAUAUAUCGUCCCCAACGUCAUUGCUGUUGGGCUAUCGCCCCCACCGACAGGUAUGGACUCACCAAGCGGUGCAUUUAUUUGGUUGCUCUGCACCACGUGGGCGGCAUCACGUACCAGCCAGAACUUCAUGUCGCACCGUCAGUGCCGCCUUACCAGUUUCCUCCCCCGUUCCCCGUCCCUCCCGAAGAGGUACUGGUGUACCAGGCAGGACCAUGGGUAGAGGUAGGUCGCGGUGCAGGGUCGUCGCGGGUACUGGAUCCCAAGUUGGGGGUUCAGUCACUAUCGAGACCGAAGAAUGAUCGGGCUACGACGUCUAUAUCCGGCGCACCCGCCCCAUGAUACGCAGGCAUGUAUGAUUCUCAGCACGUAUGUACCUAUAGGCUGUAGCUUCUACUAGUACUGGGGCUGCUCAUGCGGAGCGAAUCGAGACCUGAGUCCUGACAAACUCGGAGGGGAAGCUUUGCCCAGGGAGGGACGGUGUAGCAGUAUUCAGUAGGGCUAUGUAACGGGUGUAUCGUAUGUCAUAGAACGUCGUGUACAUAUUAUUUUGCUAUUCUCAACUCAUAUCC